Camellia sinensis is the source of this 845-nucleotide messenger RNA. Lineage: Eukaryota; Viridiplantae; Streptophyta; Magnoliopsida; Ericales; Theaceae. The record is from RefSeq and is a predicted model, not a curated record.
CUCAACCUCAACCUCAACAAGAAUUGCAUCCACAACAACAUCGGCAUCGGCAAAGAAUGUUGCCUACACCAGAAACUGAUACUGAUGCUGAAUCAUCCUAUCCUCCUCAACAGUCACGGAAGCAAAAGAAGGACAAGAAAGGAAAACCACUUUGUCGAACUUGCUAUCCUAUAAGUGAGUAUGAAGGAUUUGAUGCUGUUCAAUUUAUCAAGAUGGUGCCACAUGCAACCAGGCCAAUCCGAGCAACCGAUGGAGCUGUUGGUUAUGAUCUAACCUCAAUAGCUAUGUAUGUUAUUCCAGCCUAUGGAAGAACAUUAAUUUCUACGGGUUUAGCCAUGGAAAUACCCUGUGGAAUGUAUGGAAGAAUUGCCCCAAGAUCAGGGCUUGCCUUGCUACACGGCAUCGAUGUUGGCGCAGGAGUAAUUGACCCUGAUUACAGAGGAGAAAUUAAGGUCCUUCUCUUUAAUCAUAAUCAGGAGGAAUUUGAAGUGCGCGCUGGUGACAGAAUUGCUCAGAUCAUCUUUGAGAAGGUUUCUUUACCAAGAAUGGUGGAGAAAGAUGCUCGCAAUCUCUGUGACAUUCGGAAUGAUGAAAGAGAACGUAGGCCCUUAGUCUCUUUGAGUGUUUCUUCUGGAAAUUGGGCUACUUUGGUUACAACAUGUGGCUGUAGCUUUAUCUUCCCUUCCCCAAUUGUUGACCCAAGAAAAUCUAUCUGGGCUUUGGCAAUUUUCAUCUUCGUUGGGCUUAGGAUGAGCCCAUUCUUCUUGCAAAUUUCCAACAUGGAUUUUAUGUGCUUCACAUGCGUCCUUUCAUCUGGAGAGAAAACCAGGAUAUCAUCAAUGUAG